AUGGCGCCGCUGUUAAGAUGGCUGGUUAUCCUGUAUUUAGUAGGCUUAUCUUUGCAAGAAGAUUCGAAAGUUGAGAAAAGUUCGGGACGAGAGUUUUUUAUAGGUUUUCUAAAACUGAGUGCCACCCAAGCACAAUAUAUCACCAUAACAAGUUAUAAUAAGCCAGCUGUUGUCAAUGUUACAAAUAAGUUUGAUAAUACAGCUGACGAAUACACUAUUGCAUCGUAUGAAUCAAAAACACUAAUAUUCGCAACUACUAUGAAUAUUGUUGCAAGUGAUUUGACUUCUAAAAUCGUGCAUAUCGUCUCAGAUGAAGAUAUAACAGUUAGUAGUUUUUAUAUCUUUAAUUCUGCAUUGGCUUCAACAUUAGUUUUACCGAGUCAUCUAUACGAUAAGGAUUAUGUCGUCGCUGCGUAUAUUCCAUAUUAUUCCAUCAAACUAUUAAUAAUCGCUAAGUACGCCGACACACAUCUUAAUAUCAGUUUCCCAGCGAGUAUUGACUAUUCUGGUGAAUAUUAUUCAAGAAGUAGAAACUUAUCUAUUACUUUACAAUCUUCGCAAGGAUUUCAUUUAAGAGCGGGCAGAGACAUAUCUGGCGCUAUUAUCUAUUCCGAUAAAGAUGUUGGAGUCUUGACUGGUAAUACAUGUGCAUAUAUACCUAAAGGUACGGAUAGAUGUGAUAGUAUACAAGAAUUUCAUUUACCUAUUACACGUCUUGGUAAGAACUAUAUUAUAUCGACGUUCGCUGAUAGAACAGCUGGUGAUGUAUAUCGUGUUGUCGGCGGUCAUGAUAAUACGACAGUAAGUGUCAAAGUAACGUCUCAAAAUUAUCAACUGUCUCGAGGAGAUUUUGUAGAAUUUGAGUUAAACAGCGGUAAUAGUUCGUAUGUUACAUGCGAUAAGCCAUGCUUAGUUACUCAAUUCGCGAAAGGAAGCCAAGCAGAUAAUACUAAAAGCGAUCCAUUCAUGACAUUUGUACCAGCAAUAGAACAAUACAGUCGAGAUUACAAUACAUUCUUGCCGUCUGCUCUUACAAAUGUACGAGCUGAUCGAAAUUAUGCGUUGAUUACUAUACAAGACAAAUAUAAGAACGGAUUGAUGCUAAACGGAGUAAUACUACAAGGUAUUACCUGGCGACAAAUCCUUACAAAUACUGUUAGCGAAACUUAUGUUACUGCAUCUGUUCCUGUUACAAUUGGCGGAAUAAGAAUAACUCAUAACGAUUCUAACGCGUUAUACGGAUUAAUUUACUACGGCUGGAGUCAAAAUCUCGCGGGAUACGGUCACUUAGGCGGUAUACGAAUUGUUAAAGUCUAUCCAUGUAAGUUACUAUCAUAA
Trichoplax adhaerens is the source of this 1338-nucleotide messenger RNA. RefSeq lists its product as uncharacterized. The transcript is spliced from 2 exons. NCBI's taxonomy places the organism in Eukaryota, Metazoa, Placozoa, Uniplacotomia, Trichoplacea, Trichoplacidae. The record is from RefSeq and is a predicted model, not a curated record. The coding region runs from base 1 to 1338 and encodes 445 amino acids.